Messenger RNA from Chinchilla lanigera (long-tailed chinchilla), 8474 nucleotides. RefSeq names its product neurexin 3 (gene Nrxn3). The transcript has 23 exons. NCBI's taxonomy places the organism in Eukaryota, Metazoa, Chordata, Mammalia, Rodentia, Chinchillidae. The record is from RefSeq and is a predicted model, not a curated record. The coding region runs from base 953 to 6016 and encodes 1687 amino acids.
CCCUACACAUCUCUCCCAUGCAACUCACUGAGAGGGAGAGACAGCGUGUCCUCCCCUCUCGCAGCCGCUGGCAUCUCCAGCCACCGAGGACUUGCUUUUCGCACCUCGAACACCCCUCCCAUCUUCCCCGCCACUGCCUCCCAGAGAGAGAAAAAGAAAAGGAGAGAGAAAGAUUCUGGAAUUUGAACCUUUCCAGAGAGGAAACACCCAGCAAACUCAACUGAUUAAACAUCAAACAAACAGAUUCCAACUCUUCCAUUCAACGGGAAGGUCUUUGCUGUGGAGUCCUGGGAGGUGGGUGAUGGGCAGGACUGCCUCUGGCCAGCACCAUGACACCUGAAUCUGCUACCACCCUGCACCAGUCUCCGCUCUGCCUGAGCACUCAACCGUGGGCUGCUCCCCUCCCCUUGGCCUGCCACUGCUAGGAGGUGGAACUUCGGGACUGGCCCUUGGCCUGUCUCUACCUCUCACCUGGCUCACCUUGAAACUUGCUCCUCCUCCAUCACGGCACCCCCGACCCCAGGCCUGUCCCUGGCCUCCCUUGCUGGGGCCUUUGGGGGCCUGUUGGGAGGAGCACAUUGCUGAAGGCUUCCUCCCAUUCUGCACGCCUUUUACUCCUCCUCGAAUCAAGGCCUCCGGAUCCGCAUGGAUAGCUGAGAUCUUUUCUUGGAGAAACACACUUCCUGCUUACUCCAGUCCCUUCCCCACCCCACCUGAUUGUCCUCUCUUUCACUGCCCUGUUUUUCUCCUCUGUCUCUUCAUCGGAUAUCUUGCUUGUGUCCCCGUCUGGGACUGUCUUCUUCUCUUUCCUCCUUCCUUACUCUCUCUAUUUGUGUGUCUCCUUCUGUCUUUCAACUCUGUCUUGUUUUCCUUUCUCCCUUCUGCUGCCAAAGGGAGAUCUUCCCCAGAGGGCUGUCUCCUGGCUUAUCUGCUUCUCUGGCCCAUAGCCACAAUGACCUUCACCCUCCACUCCGUGUUCUUCACCCUGAAAGUGAGCAUCCUGCUGGGGUCUCUGCUGGGGCUCUGCUUGGGCCUCGAGUUCAUGGGUCUCCCCAACCAGUGGGCCCGCUACCUCCGCUGGGAUGCCAGCACACGCAGCGACCUGAGUUUCCAGUUCAAGACCAAUGUCUCCACGGGGCUGCUCCUCUACUUGGAUGAUGGUGGUGUGUGUGACUUCCUCUGCCUCUCUCUAGUGGACGGCCGUGUUCAGCUCCGCUUCAGCAUGGACUGCGCCGAGACUGCUGUGCUGUCCAACAAGCAAGUGAACGACAGCAGCUGGCACUUCCUCAUGGUGAGCCGUGACCACCUGCAUACCGUGCUGGUGCUUGAUGGCGAGAGCCAGUUGGCGGAGCUGCAGCCCCAGCGACCCUACAUGGAUGUGGUCAGUGACUUGUUCCUUGGUGGAGUCCCUGCCGACAUACGGUCUUCUGCCCUGACCCUUGAUGGAGUACAAGCCAUACCUGGCUUCAGGGGUUUAAUCCUGGAUCUCAAGUACGGCAACUCAGAGCCCCGGCUUCUGGGGAGCCAGGGCGUCCAGUUGGAAGCUGAAGGACCCUGUGGUGAGCGGCCCUGUGAAAACGGUGGGAUCUGCUUCCUCCUGGAUGGCCACCCCACCUGUGACUGUUCCACCACCGGCUAUGGUGGCACACUCUGCUCAGAAGAUGUCAGUCAAGGUCCAGGCCUCUCCCACCUCAUGAUGAGUGAACAAGGUAGAAGUAAAGCUCGAGAGGAGAAUGUGGCCACUUUCCGAGGCUCGGAGUACCUAUGCUACGACCUAUCUCAGAACCCGAUCCAGAGCAGCAGCGAUGAAAUCACCCUAUCCUUCAAGACCUGGCAGCGGAAUGGGCUCAUCUUGCACACCGGCAAGUCGGCUGACUAUGUCAACCUGGCUCUGAAGGAUGGUGCGGUCUCCUUGGUCAUUAACCUGGGCUCCGGGGCCUUUGAGGCCAUUGUGGAGCCAGUGAAUGGAAAAUUCAACGACAACGCCUGGCAUGAUGUCAAAGUGACACGCAACCUCCGGCAGCACUCAGGCAUCGGACACGCUAUGGUGACAAUCUCCGUGGAUGGAAUUCUUACCACAACGGGCUACACUCAAGAGGACUACACCAUGCUGGGCUCAGAUGACUUCUUCUACGUGGGAGGAAGCCCAAGUACGGCUGAUUUACCAGGCUCUCCUGUGAGCAACAACUUCAUGGGCUGCCUGAAAGAGGUUGUUUAUAAGAAUAAUGACAUCCGUCUGGAGCUGUCUCGCCUGGCCCGGAUUGGGGAUACCAAGAUGAAAAUCUAUGGUGAAGUUGUGUUCAAGUGUGAGAACGUGGCCACACUGGACCCCAUCAACUUUGAGAGCCCAGAGGCUUACAUCAGCUUGCCCAAGUGGAACACCAAACGCAUGGGCUCUAUCUCCUUUGAUUUCCGCACCACUGAGCCCAAUGGCCUGAUCCUCUUCACCCAUGGAAAGCCCCAAGAGAGGAAAGACGCUCGGAGCCAGAAGAACACAAAAGUUGACUUCUUUGCUGUGGAACUGCUCGAUGGCAACCUGUACUUGCUGCUUGACAUGGGCUCAGGCACCAUCAAAGUGAAAGCCACUCAGAAGAAAGCGAACGAUGGGGAAUGGUACCAUGUGGACAUUCAGAGAGAUGGCAGAUCAGGUACCAUAUCAGUGAACAGCAGGCGCACGCCCUUCACCGCCAGCGGGGAGAGCGAGAUCCUGGACCUGGAAGGGGACAUGUACCUCGGCGGGCUGCCAGAGAACCGCGCGGGCCUCAUCCUCCCCACCGAGCUCUGGACCGCCAUGCUUAACUACGGCUACGUAGGCUGCAUCCGUGACCUGUUCAUCGACGGCCGAAGCAAGAACAUCCGGCAGCUGGCAGAGAUGCAGAACGCAGCGGGGGUCAAGUCCUCCUGUUCCCGCAUGAGCGCCAAGCAGUGCGACAGCUACCCCUGCAAGAACAACGCCAUGUGCAAGGAUGGCUGGAACCGCUUCAUCUGUGACUGCACCGGCACCGGGUAUUGGGGCCGAACCUGCGAGAGGGAGGCAUCCAUCCUGAGCUAUGACGGCAGCAUGUACAUGAAGAUCAUCAUGCCCAUGGUCAUGCACACCGAGGCAGAGGACGUGUCCUUCCGUUUCAUGUCCCAGCGAGCUUACGGGCUCCUGGUGGCUACUACCUCCAGGGACUCUGCGGACACACUGCGUCUGGAGCUGGACGGGGGACGAGUCAAGCUCAUGGUUAACUUAGACUGUAUCAGGAUAAACUGUAACUCCAGCAAAGGACCUGAGACCCUGUAUGCGGGGCAGAAGCUCAAUGACAAUGAGUGGCACACAGUUCGAGUAGUGCGAAGAGGGAAAAGCCUGAAGUUAACCGUGGAUGACGACGUAGCUGAGGGUACGAUGGUGGGAGACCACACCCGCUUGGAGUUCCACAAUAUCGAAACUGGUAUCAUGACUGAGAAACGAUACAUCUCCGUUGUCCCUUCCAGUUUCAUUGGCCACCUGCAGAGCCUCAUGUUUAAUGGCUUGCUCUACAUUGAUUUGUGCAAAAAUGGCGACAUUGAUUACUGUGAGCUGAAGGCUCGCUUUGGUCUGAGGAAUAUCAUUGCUGACCCUGUCACCUUCAAGACCAAGAGCAGUUACCUGAGCCUCGCCACCCUCCAGGCCUACACCUCCAUGCACCUCUUUUUCCAGUUCAAGACCACCUCAGCUGAUGGCUUCAUCCUGUUUAAUAGCGGGGAUGGUAAUGACUUCAUUGCGGUGGAACUGGUGAAGGGGUACAUACACUAUGUGUUUGACCUUGGGAACGGUCCCAAUGUGAUCAAAGGCAACAGUGACCGUCCCCUGAAUGACAACCAGUGGCACAAUGUCGUCAUCACUCGGGACAACAGUAACACGCACAGCCUGAAAGUGGAUACCAAGGUGGUCACUCAGGUCAUCAAUGGGGCCAAAAAUCUGGAUUUGAAAGGUGACCUGUACAUGGCCGGCCUGGCACAAGGCAUGUACAGCAACCUCCCAAAGCUAGUGGCCUCCCGCGAUGGCUUUCAGGGCUGCCUGGCAUCAGUGGACUUGAAUGGGCGCCUGCCUGACCUCAUCAAUGAUGCCCUCCAUCGGAGUGGGCAGAUUGAACGUGGCUGUGAAGGUCCCAGUACCACCUGCCAGGAAGACUCUUGUGCGAACCAGGGUGUCUGCAUGCAGCAGUGGGAAGGAUUCACCUGUGACUGCUCCAUGACAUCUUAUUCCGGAAACCAGUGCAAUGACCCUGGCGCUACGUACAUCUUUGGGAAAAGUGGUGGCCUCAUCCUUUACACCUGGCCAGCCAACGACAGGCCCAGCACACGCUCUGACCGCCUGGCUGUGGGCUUCAGCACCACUGUGAAGGAUGGCGUCUUAGUACGCAUUGACAGCGCUCCAGGACUUGGCGACUUUCUCCAGCUUCACAUAGAAUAUGGGAAAAUUGGCGUCGUCUUCAAUAUUGGCACAGUUGACAUUUCCAUCAGAGAGGAAAGAACCCCUAUCAAUGAUGGCAAAUACCACGUGGUACGCUUCACCAGGAACGGCGGCAAUGCCACGCUCCAGGUGGACAAUUGGCCAGUGAAUGAACAUUAUCCUACAGGCAACACUGAUAAUGAACGCUUCCAAAUGGUAAAACAGAAAAUCCCCUUCAAAUAUAACCGGCCCGUAGAGGAGUGGCUGCAGGAAAAAGGCCGGCAGUUAACCAUCUUCAACACCCAGGCGCAAAUAACCAUCGGAGGAGUGGACAGAGAACGCCCCUUCCAAGGCCAACUCUCUGGGCUCUAUUAUGAUGGUUUGAAGAUACUGAACAUGGCAGCUGAGAACAACCCUAAUAUUAAAAUCAAUGGAAGUGUCCGGCUCGUAGGAGAAGUCCCAUCGAUCUUGGGAACCACGCAGACCACCUCCAUGCCACCAGAAAUGUCUACCACUGUCAUGGAAACCACCACUACAAUGGCCACUACUACAACUCGCAAAAAUCGCUCUACAGCCAGCAUUCAGCCAACAUCAGAUGACCUUGUUUCAUCUGCUGAAUGUUCAAGUGAUGAUGAAGACUUCGUUGAAUGCGAGCCAAGUCCAGGUAGGUCAGGAGGUGAACUAGUUAUCCCUCUUCUUGUAGAAGACCCUUUAGCUACCCCUCCUAUUGCUACUCGUGCACCUUCCAUUACACUUCCCCCUACCUUCCGCCCCCUCCUCACCAUUAUUGAGACCACCAAAGAUUCCCUGUCCAUGACCUCUGAGGCGGGGUUACCUUGCUUGUCGGACCAAGGCAGCGAUGGUUGUGAUGAUGAUGGCUUGGUGAUAUCUGGGUAUGGCUCAGGGGAAACCUUUGACUCUAACCUGCCCCCUACUGAUGAUGAAGAUUUUUACACCACCUUCUCCUUGGUAACAGAUAAGAGUCUUUCCACUUCAAUCUUCGAAGGUGGCUACAAAGCACAUGCGCCCAAGUGGGAAUCCAAGGACUUUAGACCUAACAAAGUCUCCGAAACUAGUAGGACUACUACCACAUCUUUGUCCCCUGAGCUGAUCCGCUUCACAGCUUCCUCCUCGUCCGGGAUGGUGCCCAAAUUGCCAGCUGGCAAAAUGAAUAACCGUGAUCUCAAACCCCAGCCUGAUCUAGUCUUGCUUCCGUUGCCCACUGCCUAUGAGCUAGACAGCACCAAACUGAAGAGCCCACUAAUUACUUCCCCCAUGUUCCGUAAUGUGCCCACAGCAAACCCCACGGAGCCGGGAAUCAGACGGGUUCCGGGGGCCUCAGAGGUGAUCCGGGAGUCGAGCAGUACAACAGGGAUGGUCGUCGGCAUUGUGGCUGCUGCCGCCCUCUGCAUCUUGAUCCUCCUGUACGCCAUGUACAAGUACAGGAACAGAGAAGAGGGGUCCUAUCAAGUGGACGAGACGCGGAACUACAUCAGCAACUCGGCCCAGAGCAACGGCACGCUGCUCAAGGAGAAGCAGCCGAGCUCCAAGAGCGGCCACAAGAAGCAGAAAAACAAGGACAAGGAGUACUACGUGUAGCCCUGGUGACGCUCAGACCGCGUUCUUUCUCUGUGCAAACGCGGAUGCUUUGACGCUGAGAUCUCACCAACGUCAGAACUGUUCUUGCAGCGAGACGGGGUAUAUACCAUGACUCUGGUGGGGAAAACCAUUUUUAAAAGGACACUCACACAGAAGCACCUAUCAAUAAAGUUCAGCCGUGGCUCCCCUGUGCAGCCAGGGCUCGGAGACAGAAAGUUCUUUUCUGCAGUGCUGUACCAUAAAGCACACACUAGAGCCCUGCAGAGAGCUCACGGCUCCACGCUUCCGUGGACUUCACGCUUCCUUCUCUGGAGGACAAAAGGUAGAAGAAGACUUCACGGCUUACUUGUCCCAUAACUCCAAGUGAGUCUGUAAUGUCCUUGCAGCUUGACUGUAACAAUGUAUUUUUUUCCUCAGUUUCAUUAUGUAAAAAGCAAAAACAUAAAAAAGAGAAAAGUUUAAAAAAAAAAACUAGAAAACAAAAAACAAACAAACAAAAAAAUAACCCACUCGUAUCUGGUUCUGGCCAGUGUGUGUAUGUAACUUUUCAAGAUCUGAGGGGAAAAAUGGCUUUUGGGUUUUUGUUUAUUUUUUUGAGACUGGAUAUAAGUUAAGAAAAAGAGAAAAAAAUAUAAACUCAGAAAACAAAAAAGUAAGAGACAAUUGCCAUAUGAACUCAAAAGCUACCAUGGUGUUCACUUUACAUAUCAGGUUGUGGUGUCUCUAAAAUCUGUUGUUUGUUUCUUGUAAGAUGAUGUGCUGAACAUAUAGCAGAACCCAUGUGAUGGAUGAUAACACUGAUCCAAAAAGCUGGCCCCCCAGGAUCUAAUUCCAGAAUUUCCCAGCCAAGCCCUGCACAGAUGGGCUUAGGGCUGGUUUGAUCAGAGCUAUUGGCUUUACUUGACAAUAUUGUUCCUGUCCAUUUACCCAAAUUGUGUUAAAGGGGAAAGCCCCACAAAUGAAAACAAAACCUUUCCUAGGGAAGGGAAGGGAAGGGGGUGGGCUGGAUCCGUAAUUGAAAUGCAUGCAAAUAAAAAAGAAAUGACAAUGCUAAAGUCUGUCGAAUAAUCAAAACAGACAGUAGGGGAGUUCAACUAGCGAUGGAACCACAAAAGGUCACACAAGCCAAACAUGUACUGACCAACUGCAUAGUUCUUUCCCUGCCCCCAUAUGAUAAUGGUUUUCAUAGUGGUUUAAUUUUGUAACCUGACUCAGAUAAUUCUGUCCUUCCACGUGCUCAUGUGUCCCUUCGCCCAUCUUUAAAAAAGAAAAAAAAUAAAUGAAUAAAGCUGCUGUGACACACAAAAAAGGAAUUUAAUAGUAUAAUAUAUAUAAAUAAAUAUAUAUACAGAUAUAUUUAUCACGGUAUGUUUGAUGGGAUGACUGACACAGAAAUCUGUUAAAGUCUUGAAGUGGAAUGAGAAUGUUAUUUUAAAAGAAAAUAACAAAACAACAAAAAAGUAAACCUUAAAAUGUGAAGAAAGCGUGAGUUUUAGUUUUGUCACAGUUAACUGUGUUGAAGAGAAUUUAAAAAAAAAAAAUCUCAGAUUUUGUUUACAUAUUUUACUACAUUUUUGCUGGUAUAAUUCCUUAGCCACCUAUGUACAUACUGCUUUAAGAACUGUUUUUCGCUUUCCACUUGUUUAUUUUAGUUUCUUUGGAUUAUAUUCCAGUUGUCUCUUUAUUUUCUUUUUGUAAAGAGGAAACAAUGUACAGAAAAAUAAUAGACUGGUUGUAUGGCCAUAGCUAUUCAAAAAGCAAGAGACAAAGCAAGACAAAUAUUCACUCAAAAAUGGAGUGUGUUUUUUGGACGGUCAGAUAUAUACACUUUUGUACAGAUGAAAACCAAUCAGCUAUUUAGAUUUAGAAAUCUACUCUUGCUGGUCUUUGUAAGUUGCAUGAAUAUUUGACUUUGAAAAAAUAUCUUACAGACAUGGGGCAAAAAGCGCAAAUUCAACAAUGGUAGCCUUUACUAACGUGUACGGAAAGAAGUGUUCCUCCUUAUUUUCAAUGUGUUAUGAGUUUUUUAUAUUUCCUUCUGUUGUCAUUAAAAAAGACAGGACUAUAAAAAGAUAUCAAAGCACGAUUUUAGAUAAAUGGCCCAGCCUAUAUGAAGUUGAUUAUAUCUUGAUGUCUGUAAAAGAUUACUGUUCUUGGAGUCUUGAGGUCUCGUGAACUGAUUUCCUGCUUUCUUUCCUUACAUUUUCUUUAUUUGAGUAAAAGUAGAUAUUUGUUAUAUUCCUUUCAGUGUAAGUUUCUAUUUGGACAAUUUUAUGGAAACAUGUGCAUUCUGUAUGUGAGCUUUUAUCAUAUUCCUAUUGUUUUAAUUAGCAGAUCUUAAAGGAGUUUAUUUUAUGAUGUUGUGAUGUUACUGCUUUUUCUUUUUCCUUUUCUCUUUUGUUUCAUAUUUGCAUUUUAGUUCAAGGAUAUGCUUAGCAAUAAAAUGUUCUUCCCAAAA